UGACGUCCGGGGGCGAUUUGUAACAAGUAACUUCCCGUAUUGAGAAUACCGGACGAGAUUUACUGUGCCACCCCCAGCUAUUCUGUCCUUCUGCCUCUUAACGUGCCAGUUUCUACCUCUGCCUGUGGGGCUGCAUCCUGUUGUUUCUGAUCAUUUUCCUUUUUUCCCUUGAAAGUAUUUCCACAGUCAGUCAAGACAGAAACUUGCAUCCUGUUCUCCUUCUGAAGUGAGGGGGAAUUAAGCAUGUGCCUAAAGCAGACCAUGAGCUCAAGUGUGCUGCUGAAUAGGGGCUUCAUGACAUAAUUUAGAAAGAGGCAGAUUUACACAGCGGUUGACAGAUCAUCUCCUACUGUGUGAACGGUGUGGAGGGGAGAUUUCCUGAGGAAAUCUAUAGGACUAAAGUAACAGUGAGAUGAAAGUUCUCUCAAUCUGCCACAGCUCCAGAGCCAGAACCCUUCUACCCCAUUUUAUCAUUUUCUUCAUUACGUUUUAUGUUCACAAGCUGGAAUCAGCCCGGUUCACAGUGAUUGGACCUGAUCACCCUGUCACUGCCAUCAUGGGUGAGGACAUUAUUUUACCCUGUCACUUGUCCCCCAAGAUGAGCGCUGAGAACAUGGAAGUGAGAUGGUUCCGAUCUGAGUUCACUUCGUUUGUGCACCUGUAUCAGCAUGGAAAGGAUGAGUAUGGGCAGCAGAUGCCAGAAUAUCAUGGAAGGACAGAGCUUUUGAAAGCUGGCAUUGUGGAUGGGAAUGUUGCCUUGGGAAUUGUCAAUAUCAGACUUUCUGAUGAAGGACAGUACCGCUGUUUUGUUCAAGAUGGUGUUUUUCAUGAAGAAGCUGUAUUGGAAUUGAAGGUAGCAGGUCAGUAACAUGUGUCUGUUGUC
Molecule: messenger RNA, 883 nt
Organism: Chelonia mydas (Green sea turtle)
Lineage: Eukaryota; Metazoa; Chordata; Testudines; Cheloniidae
Product: myelin-oligodendrocyte glycoprotein-like
Exons: 3
Coding region: 413-868 (151 amino acids)
Source: RefSeq, a predicted model, not a curated record